AAGACCAAUUUCAACUAAAAUAAUAGAAAACAUACACAAAAGAGGUAUUAGAAUUGAGGUAGUUGUUAAGUCGAUAUCAAUCACAUAAUUUCUUAACAGACAUAAAAUAGACCCACGCACACUAACUUGUAUCAAAUGUAUACUCUAAUGACACUCAUCCUUCUUGUCCCUCUUCUUCUUUUUCUUUUCCGUCACCUCCUUUCACGACGGCUAAGGCAGCGGAAACCAUACCCUCCGGGACCCAAAGGCUUACCCAUCAUUGGCAAUAUACUCAUGAUGAACCAAUUCAACCACCGUGGCCUAGCCAAGCUCAGCCGCACAUACGGUGGACUACUUCACCUCCGCCUCGGAAUUUCCCAUCUUUUUGUAGUUUCUUCUCCUCAAAUCGCACGUCAAGUCCUCCAAGUUCAAGACCACGUUUUCUCAAACCGUCCAACCACAAUAGCAAUCCGUUACUUGACCUACGGGCAAUCCGACCUAGCAUUCUGCAAUUACGGCCCGUUCUGGCGAAGGAUGAGGAAACUCUACGUUAUGAUGCUCUUUAGCCGUAAACGGGCCGAGUCGUGGGCCUCUGUUGACGAAGAGGUUCACAAAGCGGUCCGUUCUGUAGCGGCCAAUGUCGGAAAACCACUAAACGUAUGCAAAGUCGCAUUCUCCUUAACAAGAGACAUAACGUUCCGAGCAGCGUUCGGCUCCUCGUCGUCCAGUUCUAACGAAGGCAGACUAGAUGAGUUCCUUGAGAUCAUACAAGAGUUCUCUAAGCUCUUUGGUGAGUUUAAUGUAGCGGAUUACGUCCCGUCUUGGCUCAGUUGGAUAGACCCGCAAGGGAUAAACAAGCGGGUCGAGAAAGCCCGAAAAUCUCUAGACUGUUUCAUUGAGUCAAUCAUCAAUGAUCACUUAGACAAGAAGAAGACAGAAAAGAACGUUAACGUUGACGAGGUGACCGAUAUGGUUGACCAGUUACUUGCGUUCUACAAAGAAGAAGUUAAAGUCAAGGACUCAGAGACCAAAAUCAAUCUCGAUAACAUAAAGGGCAUCAUCAUGGAUGUGAUGUUCGGAGGAACCGAGACGGUGGCAUUAGCAAUCGAGUGGGUACUAACCGAGCUACUCCGGAGCCCCGAGAACAUGAAACGGGUCCAGGACGAGCUAGCGACUGUGGUCGGGCUUGAGCGGUGGAGCGUGGAGGACACGCAUCUUGAGAAGCUCUCUUUCCUAAAAUGUGUACUCAAGGAUACUCUCCGGCUCCACCCGCCGUUCCCUCUCCUCCUCCACGAGACGGUGGAGGAGGCCGAGGUCUCCGGUUACUUCAUUCCCAAGGGAUCACGUGUGAUGGACACCUACGCUCUUGGGCGUGACCCGGCUUCGUGGUCCGACCCGGAAAUAUUCAACCCGAGUAGGUUCUUGGAUCCGGGUGCUCCUGAUCUGAAAGGAAACAGUUUCGAAUUCAUUCCGUUCGGGUCAGGUAGGAGAUCGUGCCCGGGUAUGCAACUCGGGAUGUAUGCGUUUGAGCUUGCGGUGGCUCAUCUUCUACACUGCUUCACGUGGAGAUUACCGGACGGCGUGAAAUUCGGUGACGUGGACACCAUUGAAGGGCCGGGUCUCACGGUUGCUAAGGCUAACUCUCUUGUGGCAGUGCCGAUCAAGCGCCUCCUCUGUCCCAUGGUCUUGGAAAGCCACAAUGUUUAAAAACUUGUUUUCAUAAUUAUUAUUUUACGUUGAUAUUUUCUUGUGUAAUGUAUGUAUGGUGUUCAUGUUUACGUUAGCAUUAUUUUCUUUAAUAUAAUAUCCAAAUAAAUACAUAAAGCGUAAAAUAUGGUUAUUUUAAAAAUAUACUAACAUCAAGAAGAAAACCAUGUUUUUUUCAAGACUAAUAUAGUCCCAAUGAACAUUAAACUAGCUUAUGACCAUUUUCUGAGUAGUAGAUCCAAUCAUAUCUAGCAUCCCACAAGAAUCGUGCGCCGAAUUUUAUGAAAUAACGAGAUUCUUCAUGUAUUAUGGCAGGACAUAAAAUAUUUCAUGUUGUGAAUGUUACGAAACUGAUUUAAUUAAAAAAAAAAAAUUUGAAGAGUGCAAUAAACAUGUUUUUUUAUAGAGUGAAAGGAAAAUCAUUUACACGAAGGAUUUUUCAUCCAUAUGUCAUAAGAUCAUUGGACGAGAAAUCUUUCGUAAAAAUGAUUUCAUUUCGUUUUAUAAAAAAAACAUGCUUAUUUCUCUUUCCAAAUCCU
Molecule: messenger RNA, 2225 nt
Organism: Brassica oleracea var. oleracea
Lineage: Eukaryota; Viridiplantae; Streptophyta; Magnoliopsida; Brassicales; Brassicaceae
Product: cytochrome P450 84A4-like
Biological process (GO): lignin biosynthetic process
Molecular function (GO): oxidoreductase activity, acting on paired donors, with incorporation or reduction of molecular oxygen; monooxygenase activity; heme binding
Source: RefSeq, a predicted model, not a curated record